UCUCUUCCGCUGCUGCUUCAACUUUCUGCAAGGGUUUUUGCCUGAGUCUUAUUUUCGAUCACGAAGAGCAGCAACCAUGGCGGACAGCAGCAAAGUUGAAAAGGCGGUCACCAUCCGCACGCGGAAAUUCAUGACGAACCGCCUCCUCUCCAGGAAGCAGUUUGUGAUCGAUGUCCUCCAUCCCGGAAAGGCCAAUGUCCCCAAGGCUGAGUUGAAGGAGAAGUUGAAAGAUAUGUACGAUGUGAAGGACGCAAAUUCUAUCUUUGUGUUCAAGUUCAGGACACACUUUGGAGGUGGGAAGUCCACUGGUUUUGGGCUCAUUUAUGACUCGGUUGACAAUGCAAAGAAAUAUGAACCCAAAUACAGACUGAUCAGGAAUGGACUUGCUACCAAGGUCGAGAAGUCGAGGAAACAGAUGAAGGAAAGGAAAAACAGGGCCAAGAAGAUCCGUGGUGUGAAGAAGACCAAGGCUGGAGAUGCCGCUAAGGGUGGGAAGAAGAAAUGAGCGGUGGGAGAUUUCUCUGAUGGUCUUAUUUUCAUCAUCUUUGUGCCUGCCAUAUGAGAUCCUGUUGGAAGCCUACAGCACUAGACUUUGUUAUGAAUCGAUAGGAUAAAUUUUGAUGUUGGUAGUUUUGAGUUCGAGUGCUGGAUGUUAAAAAAAUGUUAUUUGGUGAUGAAUUAUAAAUUGACAAAACUCAGAGUGGUAUAUUCCACAGGACAGAAAUUUUUGAAAUCUAGUAAAUUUAUUUCGAACUUUAUGUUUCUCAUAGCUGCUUUCCUGUUGUUUU
Molecule: messenger RNA, 788 nt
Organism: Linum tenue
Lineage: Eukaryota; Viridiplantae; Streptophyta; Magnoliopsida; Malpighiales; Linaceae
Source: the annotation of a GenBank genome assembly